Neospora caninum is the source of this 11859-nucleotide messenger RNA. RefSeq lists its product as hypothetical. The coding region runs from base 1 to 11859 and encodes 3952 amino acids. Gene Ontology annotation, cellular component: telomerase catalytic core complex. Gene Ontology annotation, biological process: telomere maintenance via telomerase. Gene Ontology annotation, molecular function: telomeric repeat DNA binding; telomerase RNA binding. The record is from RefSeq and is a predicted model, not a curated record. The transcript is spliced from 10 exons. Lineage: Eukaryota; Apicomplexa; Conoidasida; Eucoccidiorida; Sarcocystidae.
AUGGAAAACAGAAAAGAAGCAGGCAGGGUCGACCAGCCCAGAAACGGCGCCUGGCAGCGCCAGGAAAAACUCCUAGGCCCGAGAGCCAGGACCCGUCGAGUGCAGGAGCAGCUUCAGGAGGCACUGGGAGUCCCUGUAUGUACACUUGGGCUCUACUGUCUGCGCUUCGCGUACCGUUGGAACCUCCCGGAACUUUUCCAGUUCCCUGCAAGCGCUGGACCGCAACCUCGCUCUCCCGCGCUCCGCUCCCAGAGAUUGCCCCCCACACCCGACUGCUGCCUGGCUUCUGCUGAGGAGCAGCGUGGGGCCGAGGCGAACUGCGGCAGAAGCUCGGAGACGCGUCGACACGUGGAGAAUGGCGAUAAGGGAGAAAGUGGGGACGCGGCCGGUCGCGCUGUGGGGUCUAACACCGCAACUGAGGCCGUACUCUCUUGUCCCCGCCAGCAGGCGGUCUCGGAAGAACCCGGUCGCCCCUGUCGCAGCAGGGAGGCUCUCCUGGCACCUGAGAGGGCCGACAGGAGCGGAGAACGCGAAGCCGGAACAGACGAGGGGGAGGCGGAAAACGGGCGCGAGGCAGGGACGGAAGAUCACCCGAGCGAGGCAGGGACGGAAGAUCACCCGAGCGAGGCAGGGACGGACGAGAGACUCGAGGACGAGAGCGGCACGGAGACCGACCAGCAGAGAGGACGGGUUUCCCGGGGCUGUCGUGGAAAUGCUUGUGUGGAGCCUGCCAGAGGCGCAGCGCGGAGGUGUGAAACCAAGGAAGAAGGCGGAAACGCUUCUCUCCUCAACCUUCUCCGCACCACUCUUCUCGUUGAAGACACAGGUCUCCUGCUCCGUCACCGCACAGGCGGUAACCCCCUGAUGGCCUCUCGGCAGGCUCCGCCUCGGACUGGGCGAGCGCCGCCGUGGCCGAUCGCGAGAGGUGAACCGUCUUUUGUCAUGCCGCGCGUUUUCGAGUUUCCUUCCCAAGACGCCUGCGUCGACGCCACUGUCGCCCGGGUCGCGCUCUGCGAGCAGCAGCUGCGUGGCGCUCCGGGGCCUUCCCCCUCCACCUCCAGGGUUCACAGGUCCGUCCUCACCGCCGGCUUCUCCUUCUCGCACAGCGGGUCUAUCCGAGCUUCGGAUCUGCCGAGUUCCCAUCGUCCGCUCCUGCGCCACACACAGCCGUUCUCUGCCCCGUCUGCAUGCCCGUCCGUCGCUUCUUUCCCUUGCGCGCCGCCUCAGUCCUUCUCACCCGCAUCUCCGCCGAGCGGCCUUCGCCAGCCCUCAGCUCGAGAAGCGCGCCUCCCUUCGGCCUCGCGAUCGCCGGCUCCGGGCGCUUCGUUGCCAGCUUCGGACCCUCUCUGCCCCGCCGCGUCUCCCUCGCCUCUUCACUCGUCUUCUUCGCCGCGGGGAGGAGCUUCUUCCUCGGCUUGCUCGUCUGUCGUCCCGCUGUCUGUGUCCCCGCAUGCGUCCUUCGGUUCUCCUCUCUCCGCUGCUCGUGGGCCUCCAGGGACGGCCAGCCUGUCGCCGUACUCUGUCGCGGCAUCGGCCUGGCAGGGGCACGUUCUGAGGGCCUCAGUGCACAGCUGGAACGGCGUCAAUUUGUUUCUGAAGACGCCUGCCUGGCAGCGUCUCUACGAGCGAAUAGGCAGCCGCGUCAUGAUGCAUUUGCUCAGCUACACAUGUCUUUUUGUCGACGCACGCCUGUUUUCGCUAGCCACAGAGACACUGCAAACACACCCGUCUCCCGCGCGUCUGUUUGACGCUUCCCAGCGCCCGUCCCGGUGCUCCUCGGCCGCCUUGCGGCCUUUGCGUUUCCGCCCCACAAGCGAAGGCACUGAGACACCGGGCCCCGGAAAGAAGCGAGAGGGAACGGAAGGCAGACCAGCAGACGGCGUCGAUGCCAACGUGGCGAGGCGGGGAGACGCAGGCGCAGCUGAAGACGCAGGAAGCCGCCAACCAGGCGGUAAAAAGCGCGGCGAAAGGGAGGCAGAGACGCGCGAGCAAGAGCCAGAGAAGGGCCGGCGGGAGAAAACACGAGGAAAGCGUCCAGUUGCAUCGAGUCUUAAAGGCGACAAAGCGACAGGGGAGAAAGAAACACGAGAGCGAAAGCGGUGUCGGGGCAGAAGCCAUGGCGAAAGAAGAAAGAAAAAGAUACGAGGUCAAGGAGUAGAAGAGACUUGCGCACGCGAGAGUCGAUCAGCCUCUCUCUGCCCGUUGGCCGACGUCGCUUCCUCGCCUUCCGGCUGCCUUCCCCGUGUCGCCCCCGCAUCCCUCGACUCUUUUUCGUCGAGCUCGCGCGCCCUUGCCUCGGUUUCCUCCUCUCCGGCUUCGAGUUCCUCUGCUGUCGCGCUCAGGGGGGGUCGGAGAGGCUCUUUCUCUCGAGUGGAGACGACGACGAGCGCGGAGGUCGAGGCCCGAGCGAGAAAGGCGCGCCGGGCGAGGACUCGGCGCACGGCGAACGAGACAGCGGGGGUUGGGCCAGUCCCUGUUUCGUCUCUUGCCCACUCCAGUCUGAGACAAACCGCGGCGCGGGCACGCGAGCAGCGGCCGGGGGAAGACCCCGCGAGGAGGGGAACAGAGAAGGCAGAGAAGGCAGAGAAGGCAGAGAAGGCCGACUUCAAAGAGAAGGCGGACGCGCAGGAGGGGAAGGCGAAUCUCGCGCGGAGUCUGUACAUCCAAAUAUCGGGAGCGCCCCUCACGCAGGCACGGCUCACCGAGCUCCGCCAAGUUCACUGCCUCGCCUCGAGAACUGCGCGGCGCCAGCGGGCGAGACUGCGGAGCGCAGGGGGGGAAACGCAGAAGGAGACAGGGGAAGGCGACAGACGGGACGCGACAGAACGGGCGGGGGAAGCAGGUGAGGGAGGCCCCGCGGGCUGGGACGACGAGAACGGGAAGGCGCCUCGCGAACUGAGCGGUGAGGCCGCGACACGCCAGCAAAAGAACCAAAAGACGGAAGAUGCAGAGAGACCCGAGACGCGAGGAGAGGAACGAGAGAGCGGAGAGAGGAGUGGGGACGCGGAAGCGCGGGACAGCGGGGAAGCGCGCAGGGAGAACGGCGUCGCGACCGCGUCAUCGGAAAACAGUCAGGGAGAAAGGAGCAUCGCCGCUGCACACCAGUCUCCAACAAGCAUGGCCAGACCGCGUCGCGUCGGGGAAAGGGAGGAAAGAGAGACGGACGACGACGGGUGGACGUCUCACCGCGACAGACGACGGGCGGUGGCGCUGCUGCGUCGACGCCGAAGACUCACCGCGCGAGAAAGCAAACGCCGCUGCCGCCUCCACCGCCGUUUCCUUUCUUCUGUCUCUUCGGGUCCUCCGGCAGGGACUCCUUCCAGGACGGAGACUUCGCUUCUCUUUCCGAGCGCGCGCGCCUGCCAAGACCGCGUGACACCCGGCAUGCUGCGUCUCCCGCGCCACUUGAUUUGCCACCAUAGCAGCUUCAACCGGGGGGGCGGGUUGCCGAGCUACGCGCUGCUGAGCAAGUUGACGCGCAGCCUCGAACGGAGAGGAACUCUCGCAGAGCGAGCGGAUCUCCAGAUGGAAGAGACUGCUGGAAAGACAGGCGGGAACGAAGGAGAUCGAGGCGACCGCCGUACGAGGAGGAGACGUGAAUGUGACGGAAAGGCCCUCCAAGACGCGACGGCGCAAGGCGAUGAAGGCGCGAAACAGAGAGAAGACGGCGCAGGAGUGGAGGCGCGAAUUCUGGCAAAAUUUGUGCUGUGCUCUCCCCUUCUCUUGAGUCCCUCGACAGCCGCAUUUGGGCGGAGCGGCGGGGCCGCUACCAUCGCCCGAGCGCUCGCGGAGAGAACGCAGGAGACGCGGGCAGUGCUAAGGGCUCUCCGGAGGCGACUGCGCAAGAUGCGUGCCGCGAAGAGGAAAGAGAGAACCGCGAAGAGGCACAAAGAAGGCCAAGAUGAAGAGGCGAAAAUGACGCUCAGCGCGCAUCACGCCGCCACCCAAGAUGGCGGACAAAGAAGCGAAGAGGAGAGAGAAGAGGAGCACGAACCGAAGGAGACGACGGGGUCCUCUGGGACGCGACGAGACGAGAAAGAAGCGAAGGAAGAGGAAAAGCAGGAGAAGAAGUUGCUGCAGACAGUUCGCCGGCGGCUGACAAAAUCGGUUGCUCUCAAGAGCACCUUAGCUCGUUCUCCAUCUUCGACGGCUUCGCCGCCAUCGCCCUCAACUUGUUCUUCAUCUCGUCCUUUUCCAUCUCCCUCGGCUCCUCCGUCUCCCUCUGCUCUUCCGUCUGUCUCUUCGUCGUCGCUUCCCCUUUCUUCUUCUCCUUCUGCUUCCUCUUCUCCUUCUUCUUCCUCUUCGCCUUCUUCUUCCUCUUCGCCUUCCUCUUCUCCUUCGCCUUCUCCUUCUUCUGCUCCUUCUCCUUCGCCUUCGCCUUCGCCUUCUUCUGCUCUUUCGGGUUCUUCGCGCUGUGAGCGGCUAGCAGUCCUGCGCCUGGAGACACCUCCGGAGCGGGUGAUUGCCUUCCUGUUAGCCGUCCUUCGCCGCAUUGUGCCUCCGCAGCUACUGGGUGGCCAGCGGAACUUUCGUCUGUUUCUGAAAAGGGCCAAGCAGUUUGUUCUCCUGAACUCGCGCGAGUCCGUCACGCUUCACAUGCUUCUUCACUCCAUGAAGAUGCGGCCGUACACCCCAGCCCGCGCUCCUCGCGCGUCUUCGGCAUCGCUUCCCCAGGAUCGAAAGCAGGCAGCGAGGAAAGGGGGUCCAGAGCUCGAGGCGGUCAGGGUGCACGCAGCCGAAGCGGUGAGGAAAGCGAUGGAGGGCGGCCAGAGACGCAGAGAGAAGGCUCAGAAGAAGAAAGCAGCGGACCGGCCGGAGGAGGGGCGUAGAGGCGAGAAGGCGGUGGGAGGCAAGAGAGGAGGGAGCGGGGAAAGGCCCAGAGGACCGAAGAGCCACGCGACCGCGAGAGAGAAGAACCCGAAGCAGUGGCAAUCAAAGUCUGCGAGGGACGAGCACGGGGCCGACUCCAGGAACCCACAAGGCGGUUCGAAAGAACGAGAGGGAGAAGGACGUCUCCAAGAGAUCUUUUUGAGCCGCAUUGUCUGUUUUUUGUUCACGCAACUCGUCAUCCCCCUCCUUAGACAACAUUUCUACGUGACAGAGGCGGAGCCGAGUGCGCACCGCCUGCGCUACUUUCGGAAGAUUGCCUGGCUGACCGUCGAGCAGCAUGCAGCGCUCAGCCUCCACCGUUCGUGCUUUGCGUCAACUUCUCAGAAAGCAGAGAAGGCGCGCGAGGCAGGGCGCGGCGGGGAGAGGGCGGCGUGCGCGUCGCCCGCCGAGAGAAGCAGCUCUAUGGAGCCGCGAGGCAGUCCUGGCGAGAGCGGGACGAGGCACAGGAAGGAGAAGGCGAAGGACGGACGGGAGCGAGGGCCGGAAACGAACAGCGAGGCGGCGGCGCAGUCUGUCACGCAGGAGACCAAGACGGGGGGAGGGGGAGGCUCUCUGGAGCAGGAGGGGGAGAGUGACACCAGGGACACGACGCUGCCUUGUGCGAGAGGUCCACGACGGAGAGGAGACGAAAGAGGGGAAUCACGACACGGAAAGGAAAGGGAGGUCGUCGAUGAAGUCCACGAAGACGAUGACGAAGGACAGGAGAGCGCGAGUGACUGGAUAGAACAAGAGAUCGAGGACGACGAGGGCCAUGUGCAUCUCGCCGGAGUCCAAGAGUUCGCCUCCGUGCCUACCGUUCGGUUUCUGCCCAAGGCGCGGGGUUGCCGUCCCCUCGUCAACCUCUCGCAGCCCCGCUGCGGCGUGCGUCUCGCCCACCUUCUUUCGGCGGCUCUCGAGAAGCUGGAGCAGAAGGCGGAGGAAGACAGAGAUAGGCGUCGCAGGGCGAGGGAGAGACACUUGGAGACCCUGCGAGACGCUGGGGCUGCGCGGCUCCUCUUCGGAGACACCCCGCCCGCUGCUGCAGGCAGCGGAGACCGACCGGACCAAGGAAAGCGAGUGGAGAAGCUAGUUGCUCGAUUGGGCCCGCGCGCGAGGGUCAGACGCGUCUCGUUUUCUCAGAUGUUCUUCGUCGUCGGAGAUCUCCAGGCGUGCUACGAGGGCCUCACGCACGCAGACCUCCUGCGAUCUGUGCAGCGCGCUCUGGAACGCGCAGCCGUCCAAAAGAUGCACAUUCUGAAGCUCUACAGGCGAAUUGUGCCGCCCAAGCUCAGCCCGAGAGACAGCCGAAGAACUGCAAUCGUGAGACGAGAGAGAAGAGCGCGGCGAGGGGUCGGGCCGCGCAGCCACGGGGAGCGGACUGGCAGAAGGCACGCGAGCGGUUUGGAGAGCGAGGGCGAAACGCACGAAGUGGAAGGAGACAGGGACGAAGCGGCGCCGGAGCAGCGAAGCAGACUGGACGGCCAGGAGCCGACAGGAAGAAGCACUCGAGGCAGGGACAGCGAAGGACCAGAGGACGAGGCUGAGCCGAGGCGGAGAAGCGAAAGGCGAGGCCGCAGAGAAAACAGCGAAUGGACAAAGACUGCCACCGAGGACGAGCUGAACGAGAGAGAGAACGAGGAGGGAUUGAAGAGCAGUAGGGACGUAAGAGACGAGAAACUUCCGGCCGGCGCGGCGAAUGAGACAGCGAGGCGAACGUUGAGACUCGAUGGGUUCCGAAAGCCAGAGAAAACGCAUUUCUCGUCCAUUGGGAGAGUCGAUGAAGUCGCCGUUCCAGCGCGCGCGGGCCGCCAGCCGCUCCUGGCCUCUCUGUUGUUGCCGGAGAGGGGCGGAGACAAACGGCGAUCGACCGGCGAGCUGGUACUGUUUUCGAGCGCGUCCGUCACUCAGGCGGGCGUGCAACACAGUUCCCGCUUCGCCUCAACACUUCCGCCUUUGUGGGGAGACAGGAUGUUCGCCAGACCAGGCGCAGCUGCCCCGGCCUCUCGCGGCCCUCUCAUGUCGUCCUGGCCUUCGCCAAAAGCGUCUUCUCCCGCCCUCUCUAUGGACGCCUGCCUGGAGUGCUUCUCCCCUUCUUCUUCUUCCUUUUCUUCUUCUUCUUCUUCUUAUGCUUUGAUGUCGGCUGGCCGCGCGAUCCUUCCAGACGCAGCGGCGGUGUUUCGGCGGCGGUUGCUGCGAGGGUCGAGUCGGGGCGGCGUGGUGCUGCUCGCCGACACCGGCCAGCGACUAGCGCUGAGUUCGCAGGAGUUGUUCCUCGCCGUGCGCCUGCUUCUCCGGCACCACCGCAUUCGUUUCUCGCGUUGCAGGCAGCCGCUGCUCGCCCUGUCUGCCUGUCCACCGGCGCCACGCGAGCGGGAAUCGCUGGGAGGAGAAGCUGCGAAAGACGGACCGAGAACCCGCGUAGCCGUGGCUCGAGCCCCGGCGGGCGACCGACCCCAGGCGCGCGCCAGCGGGAAGCGAGGGGAGGACCUGCUGCAGGGGGCUGGGGCGCAACUCGGCGCGCGGCGAGGACUCUCUGCGUGGAGAGGUGAAGACGCGAGCAAAAGCGCCGAUGCAGCGCCGCCUGGAUGCCCUACAGGGGACGGAGCGGCAGGGAAAGCGCGGGAAACGACAGGGCGGCACGUGAGCGCGGGAGACGUCCGGACGCCAGCUGGACUCGGCGCGACGUGUCAAGAGCGCGCAGGAAGAACCGAGGAGGCGGGAGAUGAACAGGCGUUUCGGCGAGAACGAGAUCGAGAAACGAGAGAGGCAGUGGACGGCGUCUACCGUCAGACGAUCGGCAUUCCUCAAGGGUCAAACAUUUCUGGGCUUCUCUGUGCUUUGUUCUACGCCAAUCGCGAUGCACGGCCGGCGGUCCAGGCUCUCCUGCGCGGCGACGGAUCCGCAGAGCCUCUCGGCCCGCUUCGGCCCCAGACGACGUCGCCCCGGCUUUCGGAGACACGCGGCCGAAGGCCACCGCAUGCGUCUGCCGGCACGGGGACGAAGGGCGGAGAAGACGCGCGGGAGCGUCCAGUCGCUGCCGCUGCUGAAGACCCGAGGACGUUGCGGAAUGCGCUCAAAGCGGAACAGGCGAGGCGAGGGAGGGAAGUCAGAGACAGCAGCGAAGAGGCCGAGAAGGAACCAGCUAGUCGAGACGUUUUCUUUCGCCAGGUGGGUCCCCUCAUCCUGGAGUUUUCCCGUCGACAGAAGGGACCGGCAAACACGUGCUCCCAGGACGCAUGCGCCUCCGUCGCCCUGUCGGCGCCCCCGUCGUCUGCCUCCCCGUCUGCGUGGUCCUCUUCUUCGGUCUCCGGCGCUUCUCGCUCGCCUUCGAGCUCUCUCCCGCUGUCUUCCUUUUGCCGGCUCUGUCGGUCGGAGCGCCAGGCGCUGCAUGCGUUGCUGCGGCGGCUGAGCCGUCUGGUGUGGCCGCCGCUGCUCAUGCGGUGGGUGGACGACUUCCUCUUUCUCUCGCCGAGUCGGGCUGCAGCCGAAGCGUUCCUGAAUCUGCUGCUCGAUGAGCACGUGUGGGGCAAGAACGUGAACCAGCAAAAGCUGAAAACGAACCUGUUUGACGCAGACGCCACCGGUUCGUGCCGCCGCUCUUCUUUCCCUUCGCAAACAAAUCCGGACGCGAGUCCGCCUGGAGCGGGGUGUCGACGGUCCGGUUCUUCCGCCUCUUCUGCGGCCUCAUUCGCCAGUCCUCGCCAGCAGGCGACGCCCGCGCGGGCCCCGUGUCGGUCGGAGGCAGGGUCCGAUUCCGAGCUGCAUCCGCCAGAGCGGCGGGGAGACGAAGAGCGAACCAGACGAGACGGCGAUCAAGGCCAAAGGUGCGGCAGCAGAAACGCGAAACUGGCGCGUAGAGAAGAGCAGUGUGGAGUCGCAGGAGAGGAAACGCAGGGUCGGCGAAACAAGAACGGUGCACAGACCACCGGGGCGAAGGCGCCGCGAAAGCGGAAGAGACGCCAGGAAGGCUCACACGCUGAUGCGGAGCGUUCUGACUCAUGUCCGAAGAAACGGAAGUCCGCCACGUGUCCGCUCAAACCCAACGACGAACCCGCUUACUCUGUAAACCAUUCGUCGCUCCAAAUUUAUCCCUCGUCUUUCGCGUCGGCCUCCGCAGCUUCUCCAUCUCCUUAUUCUCCCUCUCGGUUCUCUCCUGUCUCUCCGAACCCGUCUUCCGCACCUGUCUCCGCGUCCCACAGUGCGGCGGGUCCUUGCUGGGCGGGCGUGCGCUUCGCCUUCGAUGUGCAGAGACGGAGCGUGUGCGUUCUGCCGCUGCUGCGGCGAGACGUCGCGGGAGGCGCAGAGGGCCCCGGGCUGCCUGCGGAGGGGAGCGGACGUCGCCGCGCGAGGAGACAGGAGACAUUCGGGGACACUGCAGUUCAGAGUUCGAUACGCGACAGCCUGUCGCUUCAACGAGGGCGCAGGAGGUUUCUCGCAAACGGCGCGUCGAACGGCUCAAACUUCAUGGCAGAGAUGCUCGAACAGCGCCUGCUCGGGCACCUGACUAUGCGUCUGGGGACCACGCGCGUCUUUGUCGACCUGCGACUGAACUCGCCCGACGCGGCGUGCCGGAACGUCUACGUGGUGGUGAAAACGACCUUUCUGAAGCUGCGCUGCGGCUUGGUGCGCAUCGCGAAGGAGUUCGCCGGGUUCCUCAGACCCGCAUACGUCGUCGAUCUAUGCAUGCGCCUCAUCGACGCUGUCUUGUCCUACACGCGUCAGCCUAUCCCGUUUCAGUGGCGCGCGUUCUCUCCCGCCACGCGCUCCUCCACGGGCGUGUCUCCUUCCUCUUCUUGCUCUCCUGCGUCGCCUCCCGCAACGUCGCAGUGCGAGCACGGGGGUCUGUCGUCCUGGGCGUUCCAGCAGCGCCUCCGUUUCGUCUGCUUCAAUGCAGCGGCAUCUGUCUUUCGCGGAUUCAAAGACCCGAAAAGCGCGACGUGGGAGAUCCCCCGGGACCGCUGCCGCGGCAAGGGAAAAGGUGAUUGGAAGCGCCAAGAGACGGCUUUCCCCCUCCCGGAGUGCGGCGAUGAAGUCGACGCUUCUGCGUUUCGGAUCUCCAGCCCAGGCGUCUCUGACGGUGAACGAAAGGACAGCCGCAAUGGCGAAGAGGGUGCUCGUCUCGCCUCGGCUCCACGAAGAACGGCGGGCGCUCUCUCGUCCCACCGCGACGUCUCAGGCGCGGGUCGCGCCUCCCAAUUGCUGCCAGGCCUGCGGCAAGAGCCGCCUUCUGCGCCUCCGGGCCAGUCAGACACAGACCGGGGGAGCGGCGCGGAAAGCGCGGGAGAGGGAAAACGUGGAGCACGCGACCGCGACGGAAGAUUCUGCGACUCCCUGGUCGCGAGAAGGGGAACGUGCAGAGAGAGCGAAGACAAAGAAAAUACGCCCCCUUGGAGCGAGGCGGCUCUCGCACAGAUAAACGGAGACAGCCAGGACGCCGGAGACACCCCGAUCCGCCAGGAGGGACAUCGACUACGACAGGCAGGCUGCGCGGAGGGAGAACGAGGCUGUGUGGCGCCAAGGGGAACCGAAGGGGAAGGAGGACAAAGCGAAGAGGGACGGGAACGAAACGAAGAAAAGACCAGUGGAGCGGGGAAGGACGUCGCAGGACAGGGACGCGGAGAAAGGAAGCAAGAGGCGAAAGAAGAAAGCGCGGGGAAGGAAGAAUCGAGGACCUCAGCGAAGCAGCAUUCUUCCGGCAACAGGCAGGGCUGUGAAGGACAGCCAUCCCAAGAGGGGACGGGCGUUGCGGAGAGUAGGGAGAAGGACGUGGACGGCGUUUCAAACGGCAUGCAGCGCAGGUGCAUGCGUUGCAGACGCUUCGUUGAACCGUGUCAGCGUAAAGAGGCCUCGAGUGGCGGCGCAGAUGUCGAGGAAGGGAGAAGACCGCGCAAGACGCGCGAAGGCAGCCACGCGCUCGUUUCAACCGCGGGAAAGACGAGAGGCCAGAAAGCUGCCGAGCGAAAGAAGCGAGCGUUCACAGUCUGUUUCGCCUUCUUCUCCUCCAAGGCGAAGCACGCGCAAGUUGCCCUCGAGCUCAGACGCCAGCGUCGCGAAGAAGAACGAACGGCGGGAGGCCGGGACAGGGAGGGAACGACUACGAAUCAGUCGAACGCAACGAAGAGAGAGAAGACCGCCGACACAGCCGAGGCUAAGAUGGAGAAGGAAGGCCGCGCUCUCGAGAGCGGCGAUGUGGCGGCAGGGCCACCAGCUGGCGCGAGUCCGCUACGGAGAGAGACGACCUCCGCACUGGAAGACGCGGGGGACCGAACCUGCACGUAUCCGGCCGCGGGUUCAGGCAAGGAAACACAAAAUGUGAUGGGCCGGGCGAAGGACAGUCACGAAGCGGACAGCGAAUCGCGGGGUCAGAAACGCCCGCGACACUCAGAAAGUGAUACGAACCCUGGCAACAACAACCAGGUCCAACGGGCGACAGAAGCGCUCGCGCCCGGCGCGGCAGGCGCUUGCGUUGCUGGCUGCACGACUGAGAGUGCGGGGACCUUUAAAUUUUAUGCAUGCCAAGGAGGCGAGAGAACGCGUGCGGACGAGCGGCAGGGCGUCGGCGCAUCCUGCCUUGUUCAAGCAGCCGAGAGAGAUCGACAGAGAGCCAAGGGCCGCGAAAAGGAGGAAGGCGAGGGCGCUUGUCAUCACGGUACGCGGUCCGUUUGUGUCGCAUCCGUGUCUACCCGUUUGCCGUCCAGCGGUUCGUCUUGUUCCUCCGCUGUCGCCACCUUGUCCAAGACUGCGCUGCCUGCUUCCAGCGCUGGACGACCGUCAUGCUCCGCAUGUAGCUCGCAGAAGGCGCGGCUGCUGGAGGAAGCCGUGAAGGCGUAUCUCUGCGCUCGCCAAGUGGAGAUGGAGGAAGGGGACGGGGGCAGAGGCUGGCCGCCGCUUAUGCGCGUCGUUUCAAGGAGCGCGGCGAAAGCCAAACCGAGCGAGGCGGGCCCGACGGAAGUGCAUGCAGACAGAGAGAACGCCCGAGAGAAGCCGUGA